Molecule: messenger RNA, 656 nt
Organism: Eucalyptus grandis
Lineage: Eukaryota; Viridiplantae; Streptophyta; Magnoliopsida; Myrtales; Myrtaceae
Exons: 2
Coding region: 39-656 (205 amino acids)
Source: RefSeq, a predicted model, not a curated record
GGGUUAAUGUGUCGAGGAAUCAAUGUAAGAGAGCGAAGAUGAGGGUGAUGAAGAUAUUGAUGGGUGGGUAUAAGGAAGAAUAUGCGCAGGUAUGGGAUUAUGCUGGUGAAUGUAUGUUUCAAAACUCAUCUAGUAGGGUAUAUAUAGAGGUUGUGGAGAGGCCACUCCUUGAUCUUGGGCCUAGAUUUGAUAGAUUUUAUGUCUGUUUUGAUGCAUGCAAACGGGGCUUCUUGGCUGGUUGUAGAAGAGUUAUAGGAUUGGAUGGAUACUUUCUAAAGGGUUUAUGCAAGGGGGAGUUGUUGGCUGCUGUGGGGAGAGAUGCCAAUAAUCAAAUGUUCCCGAUAGCUUGGGCAGUGGUAAAGAUAGAGAACAAGGAUAUUUGGUCCUGGUUCCUAAAAAAUUUAAUGGCUGACCUUGAGAUAACCGAUGGGGGAGGAUGGGCAUUCAUGAGCGACCAACAGAAGGGACUUAUUCCUGCAUUGGCUGAAUUGAUGCCACAUGCUGAGUAUAGAAUGUGUGCGAGGCACAUAUAUGCAAACUGGUCAAGGAACUUCAAAGGAGAUAGGCUGCAGAAGCAGUUCUGGCAGAUAGCAAAGAGUACGAAUAUGGUUGAUUUCAAAUUAGCUGCAACAGGGAUUGUUGCAGCUGACAAAUGA